This is a messenger RNA of Athene cunicularia (burrowing owl), 2585 nucleotides long. RefSeq names its product chromosome 5 C15orf41 homolog (gene CDIN1). The transcript is spliced from 10 exons. The record is from RefSeq and is a predicted model, not a curated record. The coding region runs from base 134 to 691 and encodes 185 amino acids. Gene Ontology annotation, biological process: erythrocyte differentiation. Gene Ontology annotation, cellular component: nucleus; cytoplasm. NCBI's taxonomy places the organism in Eukaryota, Metazoa, Chordata, Aves, Strigiformes, Strigidae.
GACACAUGCCAAGCAUCACACUGCUGAAGCUAUUGAAACUUACUACCAAAGGUACCUGAAUGGGGUGGUGAAAAAUGCAGCUGCCCCUGUAUUACUGGAGUUGGCCAAUGAGGUGGACUUUGCCCCAUCAUUGAUGGCUCGUAUUGUGUUAGAAAGAUUUCUACAGGAAAAAGAACAAGCCAUCCCCUCCAAAACUCUCAUAAAUAGUAUGCUACGGGACCCUUCUCAGAUUCCAGAUGGAGUUCUAGCAAAUCAAGUCUAUCAGUGUACUGUGAACGACUGUUGUUAUGGACCACUGGUGGACUGCAUCAAACAUGCGAUUGGGCAUGAGCAUGAAGUCUUGCUACGAGAAAUGCUUUUGGAAAAAAAUCUCUCUUUCAUAGCUGAAGAUCAGCUCCGUGCAAAGGGUUAUGACAAAACACCAGACUUUAUUUUAGAAGUGCCAGUAGCUGUUGAAGGACACAUAAUUCACUGGAUUGAAAGCAAAGCCUCAUUCGGUGAUGAAAGUAGCCACCAAGCCUACUUGCAGGACCAGUUUUGGAGCUACUGGAACAGAUUUGGCCCUGGAUUAGUCAUCUACUGGUACGGAUUUAUUGAAGAGCUGGACUGUCAUCGUGAACGUGGUAUCCUGCUAAAAGACUGCUUUCCUACUGACAUUGUGACUCUGCGACACAGCAUGGCCCAACGGUGAUGUUGGGAAGAAGAGGGAAUCUAUACCUAGGAAUUUUUGUCUUAACUGACUUUAAGGAAGGAAUCUGUCUUGACCCCUGUAGGUACUGCAACAGACAAUUUGCUGGCGUACUGAAGUCUGAAGGAGCAAUGUGCAGGAGUUCUCUAUGAGGGUUAUUUCUGAAGAUUACCAUCCUGAUGUUGAAGAAGGGGAGUGAAAAAAAGAUAAAACGGUGCUUCAUAAUGGAUCGGUUCCACAAGACAAAUAAAGCACACGAAUGGACAAAAGUUUCGUGCGUACUUAUGUGUUCUUGUAAGAGCAUUAUUUUUUGCUUGUUGGAACCACCAAUAUCAGAGGUACAUUGAGGUGGGCAUUAGCCCUCCUUGAAAUGUUGAGGAGUUCAAUCUCAUUCUAUUUCCAUGCUCCUCGCCACUCAGAGGAAGGGGCCUCAGAUUUGUGCUCCGUUACAGGUUUCUUAGUGCUAGCAGUUUACUGGGCUUGACACUCUUUAAUACUCUUUUCUUUGCUAACUGGCAUUCAGGAAAGGACAAAAUAUUUUUUAAAGUCAAUGAGGGUUUUGCAUGUAUGCUCACCAUGUUCAGAUUUUCAGAGAAGCAGAGGUAUGGAUUCUGUUGUAGAAUUAAAGGUGUGAUAACAGUCUCCCUAAAGCACAAGUUGAUAACCUCUUCCAUAAGGAAAGGGUCUUUAAAAUGUUAUAGUGCAUAUUCACCAUCUUUUUUUAGUUGAGGUGAUACUUUGUGUGCCUGUAUGAUUUCAAAAAUCACAUGCAGACUUUUUACAGUUUUGCCUUGAGUUAAAAGGGUAUUAAUCCCAUUCAGGUUUUUUUCAGCUGUAGUUUUCAGACGCAUAUGCAGUUUUUUGUUUUUUUUUUUUAAUUUAUAGUUCUCACUAACACUUUUUGAUAAGUUUUGGACAGGAGUUUAUAAUUUUAACUAAUCUUUAAUUUUCAGGAAAAAAAAUCUUUAGUCUUCCUAGUACUCUGUCCCUUAUUGCAGAGAUAAGCUAGUAUAACUUCACUACAGUGAGUUAUUGUUGCAUAGAGAUUAUUUUCCUGGGUUUGAAUGUGUUAUAAUAGAAAGAUUUCUUUUUAAAAAAAAAUAUUUGCAUUUAUGUUCAACUAUUUAAGGGAUUGUGCUUAGUUUAUUUUACCUGACCAGCUUUAAGGAUCUGCCCGUAAAGAUAAACAGAAGCAGUCUGUGAAGUGUACCUGCCUGAUGCUACACAGAAGCUGCAUUUGGGGUGUUGCUGCCCCUGGGACUUUUAACUGUGGUUUAGGUUAGUGGAAUGUAUAAAAUCAAGAAGAGAAUAAAAAAGAAGAAAUAACUGAACAUUAUCAUAGUAGAAAAUUCAGAAGUAAUGGUUGUCUGAGUGAAAUUGGUUUUAAGGGCAAACUGAAUUUGUUUUAGAUAGUGCAUAUGCUUUCUGUUGUAUGAAAUCAUUUAAAUCAGCUUUUACAUGAUGCACUAAUGCUGCUUUUUCUUUUUGAAUAAAUUACAUUUAUCUGCACAGAUGUUGAAAAUUCUGCUCAACCUCCAUCAAAGCUUUGCUUUAUUUGUUUUUACAUUAAACAAAUUUAUGUGGGGACAUACAGAUAAAUCAGGUUAGGCUUGUAUUUGUUUAUUUCUUUACCUAAUGCUGUGACAUAACAGGUUGGAAAGCAGUACAGCUGUCUUUAAUCAAAGCUUUGACCUUAUCUUUAUAUACUGCCAUCUUUAGGAAUCUUUGUAUUAGAAUGAGCAUGAAAUAAGCCAGAAAAGUGUACAUACUGCACUAAUUUCAUUACAUGGUAUUGAACAAGCUUUGCCAUCACAGAAAUUACACUGUGUCACUAUUUUAAACACUGAAAGCAGAACAUUAAAAAAAAUUAAGACUACUUUGUUAUUCCUACUUGUAU